Molecule: messenger RNA, 894 nt
Organism: Pochonia chlamydosporia 170
Lineage: Eukaryota; Fungi; Ascomycota; Sordariomycetes; Hypocreales; Clavicipitaceae
Product: oligomeric golgi complex subunit 2 protein
Exons: 1
Coding region: 1-894 (297 amino acids)
Biological process (GO): protein transport; Golgi organization; intra-Golgi vesicle-mediated transport
Cellular component (GO): COG complex; membrane
Source: RefSeq, a predicted model, not a curated record
AUGUCGCAUCUCGCAAUCCCGUCCUCUCAGCGCCCCACCUCAUCGGCCUCGUCAUAUAACCUCCCCUCCGACACCUCAGACCUUGAUCCCGACAACGACGCUCCCCUGCCGUUCCCCGAAGCUCUUCCCCGAACAGACUUUCUUGUCCCGGACUUCGACCCAGCUGCCUACCUGUCCGCGCUCCCCCACCGCCACCAGACUCUCGAGGAUCUCCGGUCCGACCUUCGCGACCGAAGCGCAACAAUCAGCUCUGAGCUUCUCGAGCUGGUAAACUCCAACUAUACCGCGUUUUUGUCACUAGGUUCCGAGCUCAAAGGCGGUGAUGAAAAGGUCGAAGAUGUCAAGGUAGCCUUAUUGGGAUUCCGUAGAGCCGUCGAGGAGGUCAAGGCCAAGGUAGCAAAAAGGAGGGACGAGUCGAGAGAACUGAACAACGAGCUACGCGAUGUAAGGACAGGGAUUGAGCAGGGCAGGAAAAUGCUAGAGCUCAGUGAUAGGCUAUCAGCUCUUGAAGAGAGGUUAUCUGUGGACAGCUUGCCCGCUGGUGCUGGCGGGAAGGAAUGGGAUUCAGAGAGCAGUGAUGGGGACGAAGAGGAGGAUGGCGAAGGUGUAUCAGGCUUGUUGGCCAGCUCGCCUUCCAAACUGUUACAAUCGGCGAGGGAUUGUGGCGAGAUUAUUCUUUUGAAAGAAUCGCUGGAUCAGCAACAUCCAUUUGUGAUUAAAAUGGAAGAACGACUGACGAGAUGUCGGAACACCUUGCUGCUGGACUUGGGGAACGCCCUCAAGGAGGCAAAGGGAGCUGGCGUCAAGGGACAGGAUAGAGUUCUGAGAUAUUUGGCGAUAUACCGCAUGUUAGAUGCUCAGAAAGAGGCUGUAAAGGCGCUCAAAGGUGGCUAG